This is a messenger RNA of Doryrhamphus excisus (bluestripe pipefish), 3173 nucleotides long. RefSeq names its product transcription factor AP-4 (activating enhancer binding protein 4) (gene tfap4). Gene Ontology annotation, cellular component: nucleus. NCBI's taxonomy places the organism in Eukaryota, Metazoa, Chordata, Actinopteri, Syngnathiformes, Syngnathidae. Gene Ontology annotation, biological process: regulation of transcription by RNA polymerase II. The record is from RefSeq and is a predicted model, not a curated record. Gene Ontology annotation, molecular function: DNA-binding transcription factor activity, RNA polymerase II-specific; protein dimerization activity; RNA polymerase II cis-regulatory region sequence-specific DNA binding.
UGGGUGGGUGCUGAGUGUAUGAGUGAGUGGGGGAGUCCAGGAGAAAUAGGUCAGUGCCCCCGUUUGAACCCCUGUGCAUACUUGCAGAGCAAUGACACAAGAUUGGGCGGGUUCUUACCUUUCAGUGGAUGAGGAUGAGGAGGAGGAGGCAAGGUGGAUCCAAACUUGACGACAAAAAAAACUAAAGUCCUGCAAGCGAGGUCAGAGCCGAGUCGACUCCUCGUUAAACGUGUACCCCUAGUUCCCCUACUUUACCCCCUCAAUUUCGGGCAGGAAAUCCAGCUGACAAGUCUUCCUAGGUGUCAGGAGAGGCGGUCCCUUCCCACACCAUUUUGCAUGUUUCUCCCAAGCAGUGACAACUUGACAGUCCUUGUUAGUCAUGCACACCAAAGUCCCCAACACCUUAAAGGGGAAAAAGUGAGGCGCGUAAAGGCGCGCGGUGCUUCAUGGCAACGCUGAUCAAGUGCUUCCUGCCCGCCGACGCCGCUGCUGCCUCUGCCGCUGCUGGUCGUGGUUCUCCUCCGAGGGGAUUCAAGGGAAGUUAGGAUGGCACGAAAAUGGUGGCAGGGCGGGUACUUCUUCUUCGUCUUCUGUUUCGUCGUCGUCGUAGUCGGUGGAAGAUGGUGUCUUAAGUCUUGUAGGAAGGAAGAGCUUUGUUCGGAUGGAACGUCGUGUCCCCCCCCCUCCUCGCCGCCGUCUUUGCCCGUGUGCCGCCCUGCAAGCCAGCAGCCCCAGCCAGCCAGCCAGCCAGCCCAGGCAGCCCGUCAGGAGGAGCAGCCCAGCGGUGUCUGCCAGCUCAGCGCAUGCUUACAAGCUCCGCCCAUGGACGCCCCCCACCUCCUCUCAUCCGCUCCUCCUUCAGCGACUCCUCUCUGCCUGGCCAACAUUCCGCUCACCCCAGAGACCGCCCGCGACCAAGAGCGGCGGAUUCGCCGGGAGAUCGCCAACAGCAACGAGCGGCGGCGCAUGCAGAGCAUCAAUGCCGGCUUCCAGUCGCUGAAAACGCUCAUCCCGCACAGCGAUGGGGAGAAGCUCAGCAAGGCGGCCAUCUUGCAACAAACGGCAGAGUACAUUUUUGCUCUGGAGCAGGAGAAGACGCGACUGCUGCAGCAAAACAAUCAACUCAAGCGGAUCAUACAAGAGUUGAGCGGCUCCUCCCCGAAGCGGCGGCGCGUGGAGGAGAAGGACGAAGGCAUCGGCUCGCCUGACAUCCUGGAGGAGGAGAAAACGGACGACCUGAGGAGGGAGAUGAUCGAGUUGAGGCAGCAGCUGGAGAAAGAGCGCUCCAUUAGGAUGAUGCUGGAAGAGCAGAUGCGUUCCAUGGACGCUCAGUUUUACCCCGAGAAACUGAAGGCUCUGGCCCAGCAGGUCCAGGAGCAGCAGACCCAAACGCAGCAACAUAAGCAGCUGGAAAGGGACCGCACACCUGCUCAUAGCCCACAGGUCUUCUCCCCGGGCACACCUCCCGCCCCCACGCACCACACCACCGUCAUCGUCCCCGCGCCCGCCCAACCCCCGCAGCCCCAUCACGUCACGGUGGUCACCAUGGGCCCGGCGUCUGUCAUCAACACCGUUUCCACGUCCCGACAGAACCUGGACACCAUCGUUCAAGCGAUCCAGCACAUCGAGGGCACCCAAGGGAAAGGCUGUGAGGAGGAGCAGCGCCGGGCGGUCAUCGUCUCCUCGGGACGUGUCCUCGCCGACAGCGACGAGCCCGGCGACCGCUCGCUGCCAUGAGUCCACACGUUCGCCUACACCCGCAACACAAAAGACUUUUUAAUAGGGCUGGUAGACACAGUGAAGCACUCCGUUUUUUUUUGUUGUUGUUUUUUUUUUUAAAGCAACUACAUCCAAGUAUAGUACCAUGAUACUCGUAUCCAUGCAGCUUAUCUACACACUCGUUGGUCUUGUAGAAAGCCGACUAGAGCAGCUACACCACUGACUCAUCCUAGAAAUAUUCCCAUACUGGAUGUUACUCGUCAAGCUAUACAUCUUUUUCCCCACGGGGGGUGCUCAAGCAAAAUGAGCGUGGCCACGCCCCUUUUACUUCCACACUGUGAGCCAUCAUUGCCGCUGUUUUCAUGCUUCUUUCUCUCGUAGCGGAGAGAACGCUCUUAAACCGUCGGUCUCGUGCUUGUGUUGUCGUUAUUGCUGGGCUGGGUUCCCAGCACACACACACACACACACCUGGACACAAAGGCUUGUUAAUUAAGCUAAUCAGUACCCCCCCAUUCCCCACCCCUUUUAGCAUUUAGCUUAGUAAUGCAGCUGAGACUCUGGAAGUCUGCAGCGGCAUCACAAGGCCUCCCAAUGACAACGCCACAGCCGACACACACUAUCGCGUUCGCUCAAUCAUUAAAACGUACAUUUAAUUAUUCCCAAAAUCCUGCUUCCUGGUGUUGCGUCACCACCAAGCUCGUGCACAAACAUUCCACCUCAAUCACAAACACUUCUUGUAUCAUUCCCCCGCUGUAAUAUUUGCUGUAAUAGCACAAACUCUUCCCUAGAUGGCGCUUUAGAGAAAUGCAGCAUUUCCUUUAUUUACAUGAAAGCCCUUUAAAACAAAUAAUCAAGGGAAAGUGUAUUUUUGGGGGGAAUUUUGCUCGUCGUCUACACACGUCUUUGUCUUUCUGUGCCUUUUAAAGACAGGAAAAGUAGCUAGCAUGAGGCUAGCUAACAAUUAGAACAAAUAAAUAACGGCAACUGUGUGCCAUAUUAGCCAAUUAGCUAAAUUACAGUCACAUUGUUACUGUAUGAGCUGACACCGGAGAACUACUUUAAUGGCGUAUUGUGGAUGACGGGCACAAUUCCAAACAAAGUGCACUUUUUUUUCCUUCCAAGCCAACAACCAAUCACUGGCCUCACGUACACUGAAUGGGGACCUCCUUUGGAAAGAUAUAUGAGGGAAAAAAAUCAUCUUUUUAUUAAUUUCCAAGCACUUAUUUUUACUGGAGCCUUCUUCAAGAACAGGCACCACUAUUGAGGUUAUGUCAUAACUUCUCCAUAUACAAUUCUUUCUUAUCUUUGACACACCCAUUUUUAUUGUAUCUGCACCCUCUCUCGCCUUCCCUCUAUCUUUUGUCAUCAAAAGCUAUUUUUUUGUAUAAGAAAUGUUUGGGGGGAUAAAGAGGCUUGUGCCUUUGUAAAGACAAGACUAAUAAAGUUUGUACUUU